AUGAGACAACUAGUGUUGCUGCUGAUGCUGCGCGAGAGAAGCUUCCAUCUCAGAAUGCAAGACAGGAAAGAAAGCAAAAAAACUCAGUGCUUUAACCCAUUGAUGUUGGUUCAAUUUAGAUUACGUUUUGUGCAUGUUGGGGAAAUCUGGGAAAAACCAACAGACAAGAACAGUGAAGAGAAAUUGUGUUUUGAUGUAUGCAAAAAAUCUUUUUAUGCGAACGGCUGCGGAAUUCGCAAAAUAAAUAAAGAGCCUGAAAAAUAUCGAAAGAAAAAGGAAAAUGAAAAAACGUUCGAGAAUGAUUUUGUAGCAGAAAGCACCACAAAUAAAACAAAAUUGCAAGUCUACAAUAUAAAGUGA
Molecule: messenger RNA, 360 nt
Organism: Clunio marinus
Lineage: Eukaryota; Metazoa; Arthropoda; Insecta; Diptera; Chironomidae
Source: the annotation of a GenBank genome assembly